This is a messenger RNA of Eruca vesicaria subsp. sativa (arugula), 1353 nucleotides long. Lineage: Eukaryota; Viridiplantae; Streptophyta; Magnoliopsida; Brassicales; Brassicaceae. The record is from the annotation of a GenBank genome assembly.
AUGCUUGCUGUGUUACUGGGGACCAUCAUGUUCGCGAAAAUCAAUGCUAAACGUUAUCCAUCCUUCCGGCCUAUGCUCUCCGCUGGGUUGAUGUAUUCCCUUUCUGAGUUUGACGUCGCUCUGUGUGCUCAAAAGUUCAUGCUUACUGACUCCUUCUUGGUCAUUCUUUUUAAUGAGUCAACGUGUUUGGAAGAGUUGACCAAUCCGAUCUAUUCAUUCCCUGAAGAAGCUUUCCAUUUCUGUGAUGCAGCUGGGUUGCUUCGACUUACUGACACAAACCGUCGGCUCCCAGACAUUAUCGCUGAGAUAACUGGUGUGAGGAGUACCGUUAAAGAGCCUCUGAAAGGCAAAAACCACGUCAUGGCGACAGUAAAGAUGGACAGCGGAGAAACUGUUAUACUCAGUCUAUUCGACCCUGAAGCAAUCUCCUUCCACAGAAAGCUUGAAUCCAUGAUUGUUCCUCCAAUGGUGGUUGUUGCCACAAACGUAAACCCACCCGAGAAUUGGCGUUUGUUCGUCAAUGCCACUCCAGGGACACAUGUUUACUUUGACGGAAUAACCAGCGCUGGGCAGGACCGUCUAACUCGAUUGGCCGCUAGAAAGACUGGUCUACCAUCAACAGAGCCGUUAUUAAGAGAGAUUCCAGAAGUCGAGCAAUUGACAAUAGCUCAGGCCAAUAGCUUUGCCAUCCUCCAUCCCUCUGAGGAAUUUGAGAUUCUGUGCAUAGGGAGAGUUACUCGGAUCAACUCUGAGAAAGGGUGGUCCUACGUUGCUUGCUCUAAAUGUAGCAGGGAACUCCAGCGCAAUAAUUGUGGUUUUACAUGUGUGCGAUGUGAGAAUACUAACGCUGCUGGUGUUUUACGCUAUCGAGUAGAGCUUUUGGUCGCUGAUAUGACUGCUGAAGGUGUUUUUGUCUGUUUUGACGGUGUCAUGACCAAGAUGCAUAAGCUUGAAGCACAUGAGGCUGGUCAGCUGCUGGUAUACAGUGGUGUGAACCCUGAAGACUCUCCAAUGCCUCUGGUUAUAACAUGCAUGAAAGGAAAAAUCUACGCUUUCCAUGUUAGUCUGUCUACAAAAAAAUUCACAGAAAACCGUCAGGCCUUCACUAUCACACGCAUACUUGGCGAGCAUGAACGUCUGCCGUCUUUGGACCCCGGCGCCAAUGGAAAAGGUACUUCCGAUGCUACUACCAUCAUUGCAGUUUAUACCGCAAUACUUCCCCAACCCGAGUCUGGUUGGAGCAGUGUUGAUAGGGGAUUCAUUUCAGAGCUUGAGUUUAUUGGUGAUGUUCCGAUCAACACCGCUGAGACAGCUUCAGAAGUUGCAAAGGGCAAGCCUAUGUCCUUAGAUUAA